Molecule: messenger RNA, 3562 nt
Organism: Closterium sp. NIES-67
Lineage: Eukaryota; Viridiplantae; Streptophyta; Zygnematophyceae; Desmidiales; Closteriaceae
Source: the annotation of a GenBank genome assembly
AAACGAGCAUCCACACAGGCGCGCAGCAAGAGGGUGGGCGACAGCGGAGCAGCACCACCGUUCAUGGAUGGUUGAGGUUGCAGUAUCACCCACGCCUCCACACACCACAAGAGCCUUCCCCCCAGGUUCAGGUUCAGGUUCAGGUAUUUUCUUUGGUACUGGCUCGAGUGGUGCUGUGGUCGGCAUCACAUGCACAUGCGCAUGCAGCAUCCAUUGUGCACUCGCACAGCUUUCAAUCGUUCUUUGCCUUUUUGCAUGGAUCACUCCAACUCCUCUUUGUCCGCCCUGCCCCCCCUCCCUUCCUGGCCUGCGCAUGCUGAGUGGAAGGGCGGCCAACGAGCACCAGGGGAGAAGAGUGCCAAGGCGGGAAGCAAGAGGGCGGGAGGCAGGGGAGCAGCACCGUCGCUCAUGGUUGGUGAGGUUGCAGUAUCACCCACGCCUCCACACACCACAAGAGCCUUCCCCCAGGUUCAGGUUCAGUUUCAGUUUCAGUUUCAGGUUCAGGUUCAGGUUCAGGUUCAGGUUGAGGUUCAGGUUGAGGUAUUUUCUUUGGUAGUGGCUCGAGUGGUGCUGUGGUGGGCAUCACAUGCACUUGCACCUCUUUCAGACUGCCUUUCCCUUUCUGCAUGGAUCACUCCCUGCUGUCGCGCACUCUCUCUCUCUCUCUCUCUCUCUCUCUCUCUCUCUCUCUCUCUCUCUCUCUCUCUCUCUCUCUCUCUCAAGCGGUCCUUUAUUUUGUUUAUAAGGGGUACAGAGGUACAAAAUAGGGUUACGUAUGUCAUGGUGUCCCCGAGCAUCCUCUCUCUCCCCUCUCGUGUGCCUGACAGGUCCCGCUGGCCCCACCAAGGGAGCGCCAACGCCUGCAGUGCCAUCGCCUGCACGGCAGUAGCGCCAUCGCCUGCUAGAAAUCAUCUUGGACUCUUCAAGCAGAGCAGAGCGAAGUACCCGCCCUCCUCCUCCUCUCCAUGCAUUCACCUCGCAUUCCUGCUUUCCUUGCUUCUAUUGUGCUUCUGUGCUUUCUCCAUUCAAAUCUCGCCACUGGUUGCGGCCCGGCUCACAAGCCACAGACCCCCCCCCACCCCUACCCUCAGGUUAAGCCGCCCUAAGCCUCACAGCCCCCUCAGGUUCCCUUGGGGGUCAGUGGCUUGUGGGUUUGCCUCCUCCAGUGGCCCCUCCCCUCUCUCGUAUUGAAGUUUUGAUUUUCAGUCUCUGCUGUUCAUUCGCCCUUGAUGCCCUCACGGCGCACUGACUAGUUGUGUUAUCCCCAUUGCAGGCAUGCACAGCAGAAGGCUGGGAGGAAGGCUGCCACGAGGGGAACUCCCAGGGAGAGUAUCGGGGUGGGGCCGGCGCCUCAAGGUAAGCCCCUCGCCUGCUCUUGCCUGCUCCCCUCUCUUUCUGCUCUGCCUGGCUGGGAGGAAGGCUCGUCUGGUGCUGCCCUCUGGCGCUCAUGCUUCCAAUCCGCCUGUUGUUCCCUUGCACCCUGGCUUGAAUCCCCCUUGGCUGGGCCAAGGCCUGCUCUCACUCGCCUCCUGUCUGCAUCCCCCUUCCUUCCCCUUCCUCCCCCUUCCUCUCCACGUGAGCAGUGUUGGCUCAGCAGCAGCCCGCCAGCAGCUGUGGCAGCAGUUGGAGGGAGAAGGGGCAGCAGCCGUGCUUCAACUUUCCAGCUAAGUGCUUUCUCCUCCUUGGACCUUCCGUUUUCCGCUGCUGGGUGCUCACUAUUCCGCUUUCUUUGCUUUUCCUGUGCGUUGAUGCUUUCUGUAUUACAAACUUGCCACUGGUUGGGGCCUCGUUCACAAGCCACAGACCCCCCUCUACUGCUGUUAAACCCCCCCAGGUUAAGCCCCCCCAAAACCUUACAGCCCCCUCAGGUUCACCCCCUACUGCAGGUUCAGCCCUCAGGUCCCCUUGGGGGUCUGUGGCUUGUGGGUAUGCCUCCACCAGUGGCCCCUCCCCCCGCCCUUCUCUUGCCUUGCUUUUCAAGUCACGGUUCUCGAUUCAGCCUAUAUACUCUCUCUGUUUACUGACCAGCUCUGCUUGUGUGCAUUCCAGCGCUCUCCUUAAGUGCUGUUCCCGUUUCGUCGGAUUCACUUCGUUUCCCAACGUCACCAAUCCCACCCUUGCCGUCUCACCAGUUCCCCCUCCCCUCCUCUCCUCUCUCCUCCCCCUUGCUGCCCGCCACCAGGUCACGUGGCAUCAAGUGAAGACUGCAGCAGAGCAGCUGAGCAGCAGACCGGCAGCAGCAGUUGCAGCAGCAGUUGUGGCAGCAGCAGUAGCAGUGGCAGCAGUGGGGGCUGGGGGGCUAGAAGGCAGGCUAGGCUAGGUCGAGUUGUGAGCGAGGUGUGGUAAAAGGCGAGGUAUGGUACCAGGUGAGGUGUGGUGAUCUGUCCCGCUUCUCUCUUGCUCUCCAACCCCUCCUGCAGCCUGAGGAUUGGAGCUCUGGAGCACGGGUGAGAGAUUGGAGUGCAUCCCCUCACUCACCUCCUCUCCUCCCCUCUCCCUGUUCCUGGCUGUGGCUUGUGGGUCGGGUGUGGCUGGUGGAAUCUGCGUGGCGUCGGUAGUCGGUGCUCAAGUAACCGAUCUGACGUUUAAGGCUUAAUGGACACCGUCAGAGUCGGCCGACCGGCGGCUCUGGUUCGCGUCAGCUCUGGCUACGUCAGGGGUGGGAUUUGAGUCUUGGGCCACGUCAUGCUCUUCCACCGCCACACCUCGCCCCUCAAGGCAUGGCCACUUGGGGUGCUGUUUCCGAAAGGGAGUGCGCUGACUGCCGCUCCUACUGCUGACAGGUGAAGUCUGGUGAUGCAUGCAUGGCUUCAGCACAUCCUCACAAGGUGAGGAGUGGUGAGAUGUGGCGGUGGUGGGUGAAGCUGACUGGGCGCCGAAGUGAGGGGGUUGUGAAACCUCAACGGGGAAGUGGAGUGAGGGGAGAAAUGAGGGGGGUCUGAAACCCCAAGGGUAAGUUGAGUGAGGGGCGAAGUGAGGGGGUUCUGAAACCCAAGGGUAAGUUGAGUGAAUUGUGAAGUGAGGGGGUUCUAAAACCCCAAAGGGUAAGUUGAGUGAGGGGCGAAGUGAGAGGGUUCUGAAACCCCUACAGGUAAGUUGAGUGAGGGCCGACGGAGGGGGUUCUAAAACCCCCCAAGGGUAAGUUGAGUGGGGCGAAGUGAGGGGUUUUUGAAACCCCGAGGGUAAGUUGAAUGAGGGGCGACAGAGGGGGGUCUGAAACCCUCCAAGGGUAAGUUGAGUGAGGGGCGAAGUGAGGGGGUUCUGAAACCCCCAAGAGUCAGUUCAGUGAGGGGUGAAGUGAGGGGGUUCUAAAAACCCCAAGUGAACCGUGAGUGAGGGGCGAAGUGAGGGGGUGCUAAAACCGAAGGGUACAUUGAGUUAAGGGCGACGGAGGGGGUUCUGAAACCCUCUAAGGGUAAGUUGAGUGAGGGGCGAAGUGAGGAGGUUCUAGAACCCCAAGGGAACCGUAAGUGACGGGUUCAGUAAGGGGGUUCUAAAACCCAAGGGUAAGUUGAGUGAGGGGCGACGGAGGGGGUUCUGAAACCCCCCAAGGGUAAGUUGA